Molecule: messenger RNA, 945 nt
Organism: Nomascus leucogenys (northern white-cheeked gibbon)
Lineage: Eukaryota; Metazoa; Chordata; Mammalia; Primates; Hylobatidae
Product: olfactory receptor 5H2
Biological process (GO): sensory perception of smell; G protein-coupled receptor signaling pathway
Cellular component (GO): membrane
Molecular function (GO): olfactory receptor activity; G protein-coupled receptor activity; odorant binding
Source: RefSeq, a predicted model, not a curated record
AUGUUGAACCAGGACAUGGAACAGGAUAAUGCAACAUUGUUGACAGAGUUUGUUCUCACAGGACUUACAUAUCAGCCAGAGUGGAAAAUGCCCCUGUUCUUGGUGUUCUUGGUGAUCUAUCUCAUCACUAUUGUGUGGAACCUUGGUCUGAUUGCUCUUAUCUGGAAUGACCCAGAACUUCACAUCCCCAUGUACUUAUCUCUUGGGAGUUUAGCCUUUGCUGAUGCUUGGAUAUCUUCCACAGUAACUCCCAAAAUGUUGUUUAAUUUCUUGGCCAAAAACAGGAUGAUAUCUCUUUCUGAAUGCAUGAUUCAAUUUUUUUCCUUUGCAUUUGGUGGAACUACAGAAUGUUUUCUCUUGGCAACAAUGGCAUAUGAUCGCUAUGUAGCCAUAUGCAAACCUUUACUAUAUCCCGUGAUUAUGAACAAUUCACUAUGCAUACGGCUGUUAGCCUUCUCAUUUUUAGGUGGCUUCCUCCAUGCCUUAAUUCAUGAAGUCCUUAUAUUCAGAUUAACCUUCUGCAAUUCCAACAUAAUACAUCAUUUUUACUGUGAUAUUAUACCACUGUUUAUGAUUUCCUGUACUGACCCUUCUAUUAAUUUUCUAAUGGUUUUUAUUUUGUCUGGCUCAAUUCAGGUAUUCACCAUUGUGACAGUUCUUAAUUCUUACACAUUUGCUCUUUUCACAAUCCUAAAAAAGAAGUCUCUUAGAGGCGUAAGGAAAGCCUUUUCCACCUGUGGAGCCCAUCUCUUAUCUGUCUCUUUAUAUUAUGGCCCACUUCUCUUCAUGUAUGUGCGCCCUGCAUCUCCACAAGCAGAUGACCAAGAUAUGAUAGACUCUCUAUUUUAUACAAUCGUAAUUCCUUUGCUAAAUCCCAUUAUCUACAGUCUGAGAAAUAAGCAAGUAAUAGAUUCAUUCACAAAAAUGGUAAAAAGAAAUGUUUAG